AUGCGAGACUGGUUCUCUGCAGUUGACGAGAGUGUGAUUGCACUCCUCGAUGUGGAAGUGCCUGUUGAUUUAUCAAAUCGCAGCGGCUGCAUCCAAGCCUAUUAUUGGGCCCAUGGCCAGAAUACCUCGCGCCCUAAGAUGUUUGAAACCCAGCACAAAGUGAAAGCAGCGGCCAAGGGCAUCCGAGCGUUGCCAGUGAGAGACUGUAAGUCUGACUGCUCACCAGUGCUUCUGGCCGCCAUUGGGCAGCGCAACACUGGGCAACACUGGGCGGCGCUGGUGGUCAGCGGCUACGACGUCGCCAACUCUAUUUCGGUCGCUGCCGGGCCAAUGGUGGCAGCGCGGCAAUAG
This is a messenger RNA of Venustampulla echinocandica, 351 nucleotides long. RefSeq lists its product as uncharacterized. The transcript has a single exon. The coding region runs from base 1 to 351 and encodes 116 amino acids. NCBI's taxonomy places the organism in Eukaryota, Fungi, Ascomycota, Leotiomycetes, Helotiales, Pleuroascaceae. The record is from RefSeq and is a predicted model, not a curated record.